CUUGUGCCGUGCACACCCGAGCUCAGGAGCCUUAUCUGAGUCCCCACACUCCCGUGCCCACUGGACUUGUGCUGGCUGAUACCUCCAAUCUCCCUGGAGACAGGUGGCUAUGUUGAAGAGCUGGGGUGGCAGCAGUCCUCUGUGAGUCAGGCUCCUCCCCGACCCCAAAGGAAAGAUCUCUUUCAACAGUGGACUGCAGAGAGAAUACACACUUAUUUUUAUGUUUUUUUUCCUGUGAGCAGCUUCGGGUAGACAGAAAGAGACAGUGAGACCCAGGCCAUAGGAACUGGUCCGGAGAGUGAACUUAUGAUGCUGUGAGCUCCUGGGCCCUCCUCCUCUGCUAUUUCUACAUCUCCGCUGUUGGCAGGAGUGUGUCUGCUCCCAGGAGAGUCGAACAAGGGGUUCUGGUGCCAGAGAUGUAACUGGGCCCCUUGUCCGAGUGUGUGUGACUGUACUAGUGUUCAGGACUGACGUGGAUGAGAGAUGGUGACUUCCAGGAGUCAGAAGGCCCAGUAGGGUUGACAUGGCCUCAGCUCCUUCCGUGACUAGCCUGGCAGAUGAGGUCAACUGCCCCAUCUGCCAAGGCACCCUAAGGGAACCAGUCACCAUUGACUGUGGCCACAAUUUCUGUCGUGGCUGCCUCACUCGCUUCUGUGAGACCCCAGGCCCAGAAUCGGAAGAGUCCCUCAGCUGCCCGCUCUGCAAAGAGCCCUUCCGUCCAGGGAGCUUCCGGCCAAACUGGCAGCUGGCCAAUGUGGUGGAGAAUAUCGAGCGCCUUCAGCUGGCAUCCACAAGAGGCCUGGAGGUGGAGGAUGCCUGUCCGGAACACGGGGAGAAAAUCUACUUCUUCUGCGAGGAGGAUGAGGCACAGUUGUGUGUGGUAUGCCGCGAGACUGGACAGCAUGGGGCUCACACUGUGCGCUUCCUGGAGGACGCAGCAGGUCCCUACAGGGUAGGAGAGGAUCCCUGCAGGGAACAAAUACAGAAGUGUCUCGUGUGUCUAAGGAAAGAGAGAGAGGAGAUUCAGGAAACCCAAUCAAGAGAAAACAAAAGAAUACAAGUGCUCCUGACGCAGGUAGCCACCAAGAAGCAACAGGUGAUUUCACAGUUUGCUCAUCUGAGCCGGUUCCUGGAGCGACAGCAGACUGUGCUCUUGGCACAGCUGGAGGGGUUGGACGGGGACAUCCUGAAGCAGCAGGAAGAGUUUGAUUCCCUGGCCACGAGGGAGAUCUGCCGGUUCAGCACCCUGAUCGAGGAGCUGGAGGAGAAGAAUGAGCGGCCAGCCAGGGGGCUCCUGACGGAUAUCAGAAGCACUCUAAUAAGACUCUGCCAUUUCUGUGCCCCUAGAUGUGAAACCAGAAAGGGCCGGAAACCUGAGGCUAUAUCCCCAGGACUGGGCCAAAGGAUCCGGGACUUCCCCCAACAGGUCAUGCCCCUGCGGCAGGAGAUGAAGAUAUUUCUGGAAAAACUCUGCUUUGAGUUGGACUAUGAGCCAGCUCUUAUCUCUCUAGACCCCCAGACUUCCCACCCCAAGCUCCUCCUCUCUGAAGACCAUCGGAAGGCUCAGUUCUCCUACAAAUGGCAGAAUUCACCAGAUACUCCACAACGCUUUGAUCGAGCCACCUGCGUUCUGGCCCGAUGUGGCUUUACAGAGGGGAGACACACUUGGGUGGUGAAUGUCGACUUGGCCCACGGAGGCAGCUGCACUAUAGGUGUGGUCAAAGAAGAUGUACGAAGAAAGGGAGAAGUGAGGCUGAGGCCAGAGGAGGGAAUAUGGGCAGUGAGGCUGGCUUGGGGCUUUGUCUCAGCUCUGGGUUCCUUCCCCACAAGGCUAGCCCUGGAGGAGCAACCCCGGAAGGUGCAGGUGUCUCUUGACUAUGAGGUAGGCUGGGUGACCUUUGUCAAUGCUGACACCCAAGAACAUAUCUAUACCUUCACUGCCUUCUUCACGCAGAAGGUCUUUCCCUUUUUUGGACUCUGGGGCAGAGGGUCCAGUUUUUCCCUGAGCUGUCAGGAAGGUGUAGUUUCCCUCCUCUGAGUACAAGACUGGAAUCAAGCACCCUUGGGAGCAGACCCUUGGCUGGGUCUCCAGGCUCAAACGUGAAUUUUUUAGAUAGUUGGGAUGGCAUGUGUUAGUAAGGGACAAGGUAGUAGGACCUUUAGUUUCUUCAUUGUUCAAGCCUUUCCCCAGUGUCCAUCAGAUGCUCAGGGUGUCUGGGACCUUGGCUGCUGCAGGCUGGUCUCACCACUGUCAUCAACGGGCACAGACAUGGAUGUACAAACAGUGCUGGCUUUUAAGCCUAAAGACCUGGAUUCCAGAUGAAGCCCUGUCAUCACCCAGCUGCGUGAUUUUAAACAAAACUUUGCCUCUUCAUUCUGUUUUCUUCCAAAGAUAUUAGCUAAUUUAUUCAUAUUUCAAGAAACAUUUGGAGGCAUAGAUGUGAUCAAAACACACACACACACACAUACGCACACACAUACACACACACACCAUAUAUAUAUAUAUAUGUAUUAUAUAAAGGAUAAAUAAAAAUGUUGUUUGAAAAGGAA
Messenger RNA from Rattus norvegicus (Norway rat), 2550 nucleotides. The record is from RefSeq and is a predicted model, not a curated record. NCBI's taxonomy places the organism in Eukaryota, Metazoa, Chordata, Mammalia, Rodentia, Muridae.